ACGACGGUGGCAUUAUGGGUAAACUGUGUGCAUUUUACCUUAGGGUUAUUUGUAUACCAAGUCAAAGUGGGCGUGAUUGUCUUGCCUGCCGUUUAUAUAGUUUGAUCGACCCCUGACCCCCCUUGUAUCACCGUCGCUUUCAAGCUUCAACGUUUCUACACGUCGUGGCGUUGGCCAGCUUGUUGUCCGUAACUAUACAGGUAUCCCUGUUCCCGAGUACAACACUGCAUUCUGGCACCAGAAUCAGCAAGUCAGGAUUUCAUCAUGGCGUCCGCAGGCCUGUCGUUUGAGAACCCCGUGUUCGCGGCUUACGCUGCCUACUCCAGUGUGGUCUUGCUGAAGAUGUUUUGCGUGACGGGCUACACCACCAUCACACGUUUCAGAGUGGGGGUUUUCGCUAACCCAGAGGACGUCAAAGGCAACAAGGGAGCUAAGGUUCGACUUGACAACUCUGACGUGGAGCGCGUGCGCAGGCUUCACCGCAACGACCUGGAGAACAUCCCUGCCUUCCUGGCCGUGGGUUUGCUGUACGUGAUGACCGGCCCGUCCGCCGGGGCGGCCCUGUGGCACUUCCGUGUCUUCACGGCGGCCAGGUGUCUCCACACCGUGGCUUACCUGGCAGGUGUGCAGCCCUGGCGUGUCCUGUGUUUCCUGACGGGACUAGUCCCUACCCUAAGCAUGACUGUACAAGUGCUGAUGGCAGGAGCUCUGUAAUGAUUGUAAUUGCAAGAGUACAAAAAUAUGCCAAAGAAAGUCUAGUCUAGUCUAAAGCUAGAUCUGAUGAUUAUACGUAGAUGGAUGAGGGUUGCUUCUUCUUCUCGCUAAUGAACAGUCACACGCCUUUUAAUGAUAUGUUAAUCUCCAAGCAGGCCCUACGGUAGCCUA
Molecule: messenger RNA, 885 nt
Organism: Branchiostoma floridae (Florida lancelet)
Lineage: Eukaryota; Metazoa; Chordata; Leptocardii; Amphioxiformes; Branchiostomatidae
Product: microsomal glutathione S-transferase 1-like
Exons: 3
Coding region: 265-714 (149 amino acids)
Cellular component (GO): membrane
Source: RefSeq, a predicted model, not a curated record